Messenger RNA from Tarenaya hassleriana, 1805 nucleotides. Its product is annotated as 4-coumarate--CoA ligase-like 1. The coding region runs from base 33 to 1673 and encodes 546 amino acids. The record is from RefSeq and is a predicted model, not a curated record. The transcript has 8 exons. Gene Ontology annotation, biological process: fatty-acyl-CoA biosynthetic process. NCBI's taxonomy places the organism in Eukaryota, Viridiplantae, Streptophyta, Magnoliopsida, Brassicales, Cleomaceae. Gene Ontology annotation, molecular function: long-chain fatty acid-CoA ligase activity.
ACACGAAGCAAAACACCUUCACAGGAGAGAAAAUGGAAACUCAAAUGCAAAACGACGAUCACAUUUUCCGCAGCAAAUACUCGUCCGUUCCCAUCCCCGACAACAUCACACUGCCGGAGUUUGUGCUACAAGGAGUGGAAGAGCACGUGGAGAAGGUGGCGUUCGUGGAGGCCGUGACGGGGAAAGCGUACACGUACGGAGAGGUGAAGAGGGAUACGGCCAGGCUGGCGAAGGCGUUGGCUUCGCUGGGGCUGAGGAAAGGACACGUGGUGGUCGUGGUCCUACCGAACGUCGCGGAGUAUGGAAUCAUUGCCCUAGGAAUCAUGUCCGCCGGCGGAAUAUUCUCCGGCGCCAACCCCGCCGCUCACGUCUCCGAGAUCAAGAAGCAGGUCGAGGCCUCUCGUGCUCGAGGGAUCAUCACCGAUCCCACUAACUACGAGAAGGUGAAGGAAUUAGGGUUACCAGUGAUAGUGUUGGGGGAAGAGAAGAUAGAAGGAGCGGUGAAUUGGAAGGAGCUUCUAGAAGCAGGAGACAAAGCAGGAGACAGCAUCAUAAGAUCGACCAGACAAGAGAUUCUUCAGACAGAUCUCUGCGCACUUCCCUUCUCCUCGGGCACUACCGGUUUGCAGAAGGGUGUUAUGCUAACUCAUCGCAAUCUCAUCGCCAAUCUCUGUUCUUCCCUCUUCAGUGUCGGUGCCGAAAUGAUCGGUCAGAUUGCUGCACUUGGUCUGAUACCGUUUUUCCACAUCUACGGGAUAGUAGGAAUAUGUUGUGCGACGAUGAAGAACAAAGGGAAAGUGGUGGUGAUGAACAGAUUCGAACUCAGAAUCUUUCUGAACGCUUUGAUCGCACACGAAGUGACGUUCGCACCCAUCGUGCCACCGAUAAUAUUGAAUCUUGUCAAGAACCCUAUCGUCGAUGAGUUCGAUCUCUCCAAGCUCAAGCUCCGUACCGUUAUGACUGCGGCAGCUCCUCUCGCCCCCGAGCUCCUCACCGCCUUCGAGGCCAAGUUCCCUGACGUCCAAGUCCAGGAAGCUUAUGGACUGACCGAGCAUAGCUGCAUCACGUUAACACAUGGAGAUCCAGCGAAAGGACAAGGCAUUGCGAAGAGAAACUCUGUCGGAUUCAUACUACCGAAUCUUGAAGUGAAGUUCAUAGAUCCCGACACUGGUCGGUCCCUCCCCAAGAACACUUCAGGCGAACUCUGCGUCAGGAGCCAAUGUGUUAUGCAAGGGUACUACAACAAUAAGGAGGAGACGGCGAGGACAAUCGACGGGCAAGGAUGGUUACACACGGGCGAUAUAGGCUAUAUCGACGACGACGGUGAUAUCUUCAUCGUUGAUCGGAUCAAAGAGCUUAUCAAAUACAAGGGUUUUCAAGUUGCACCAGCGGAACUCGAGGCCAUUCUUCUUACUCAUCCCUCUGUCGAAGACGCCGCUGUUGUGCCGUUGCCGGACGAGGAAGCGGGGGAGAUACCGGCGGCAUGCGUGGUGAUGAACUCGAAAGCGAAAGAGAGGGAAGACGACAUCAUCGAGUUCGUGGCAUCGAACGUGGCUCACUACAAGAAGAUCAGAGCCGUACGAUUCGUCCAUUCCAUCCCCAAAUCUCCCUCCGGCAAAAUCAUGAGGAGGCUUCUCCGAGAUCAAAUGCUCUCCCAUAACAACAAGAACUAAUUACCACUAAUUAACCACUACUCUUUUUAUUUAUUAUUAUUAUAAAAAAAUUAUGAAUUAAAAUGUCUUUUACUUCACUAAUUACUUCCUUGUCAUGUCUGUCUCCAUCUGUCUAUGCUUUACAAUUUCAAC